UGUUGUUCAAAUUGUGAUUUAAAUUGUACCUAACAUGUUAAAAUUAAUACAAUAAAUUUCGAAGCAGGUGUAAUUAUUUCUCUGAUAUUAAGGUAAUGGAUACUUUUUCAUAAGAGCUUUAAAAAAUGAGGCGAAGUUUAGCGCCUAGUCAAAUUGGCUCCGGUGACAAUGUAUUUAAAAGUCCAUUACUAGGUUCAAAAAGAAAGAAGCGGGAAUGUACAAGAAUACCACUAACACAAAAAUCAGCUUCUCAAACCUUAUCGGCAACAGAUCACGAGAACCUAAUCAAGCAAAUAUUGAGCAAACCAUUCAAAGUUCCUAUAUCAAACUAUGUAUCGUCGUAUUGCAGCAAAAGUUUAGGCUUAAAACGAACGCAAUUAAGAAGGGCCUUACACGACCCAGACGAACCGAACGCACUCGUUCUAUACCGCCCUCCAUACAUACCGGAACAUGAGAAGAUGAAAAUGAAUGCUACCGAUAUACAGGUGGCUGUUGUUGUUGAUCCGGUUCUAGGGAACAUUUUACGGCCUCAUCAAAGAGAUGGAGUUCAGUUUAUGUACGACUGCGUUACAGGAAAACAGAUUGAAAAUGCUUAUGGAUGUAUCAUGGCUGAUGAAAUGGGCUUAGGAAAAACUCUUCAAUGUAUAACCCUCUUAUGGACUCUUCUUAGACAAGGGCCAGACUGCAAACCAACAAUAAGCAAAGCCAUAAUUGUCUGUCCCAGUAGCUUAGUUAAAAAUUGGUAUAAUGAAAUACAAAAAUGGCUCGGCCAAAGAAUUAAUGCUUUGCCAAUGGAUGGUGGCUCUAAAGCUGAAAUAACUUUAAAAUUGCAACAAUUUAUGAACACAUUUGCUGCAAUUAGAGUCGCAACCCCUGUUUUAAUUAUAUCUUAUGAAACAUUCAGGAUAUAUUCUAAUAUUUUGCAUGCAUCUGAAGUUGGCCUUGUUCUGUGUGAUGAAGGACAUCGUUUGAAAAACAGUGAGAAUCAAACAUAUCAAGCUUUAAUGGGUUUAAAAGCAAAAAGAAGGAUAUUAAUAUCCGGUACUCCUAUACAGAAUGAUCUUACAGAAUAUUUCAGCUUAGUUCACUUUGUAAAUGAAGGGAUUCUUGGUACGGCCCAAGAGUUUAAGAAGAGGUAUGAAAAUCCAAUUCUAAAAGGUCAAGAUGCAUUAGCGUCAGUACCAGAAAGAGAAAGGGCACAAGAAUGUCUUCAAACUCUAACAUCAAUAGUCAACAAAUGUAUGAUUCGAAGAACUAGUAGUUUACUAACAAAAUACUUGCCGGUCAAGUUUGAACAAGUUAUUUGUGUGAAGAUGACGCCUUUACAGACGCAAAUAUAUAAAAACUUUAUUAACUCUGAUGCUAUUAAAAAUAAAUUUUCUGGAACAGGUGAAAAGAAUACACUAAGUGCUCUCUCCAGUAUUACUACACUUAAAAAGCUAUGUAACCAUCCAGAUCUAGUUUACGAUAAGAUUAUAGAAAGAUCUGAAGGAUUUGAAAAAGCAAGAGAUCUAUUACCUAGUAAUUAUGAUAUCAAAGAUGUCCGACCAGAAUAUUCCGGAAAGCUUAUGAUUCUAGACUGUAUAUUAGCUAACUUAAAAACAAAUACAGAUGACAAGAUUGUCCUUGUAUCAAAUUAUACACAAACUCUUGAUUUGUUUGAGAAAUUAUGCCGGAAAAGGUGCUAUCAGUAUGUGAGGCUAGAUGGGUCUAUGACUAUCAAAAAGCGAGCAAAAGUUGUUGAAAGCUUUAAUAAUAAAGAUUCCAAAGAGUGGAUUUUUAUGUUAAGCUCCAAAGCUGGAGGAUGUGGAUUGAAUCUCAUUGGUGCAAAUCGAUUAAUUAUGUUCGAUCCAGACUGGAAUCCUGCUAAUGAUGAUCAGGCCAUGGCAAGAGUAUGGCGAGAUGGGCAAAAGAAGCCUUGUUAUAUUUAUAGGUUAUUGGCCACUGGUACAAUAGAAGAAAAAAUAUUCCAACGGCAAGCUCACAAAAAAGCUCUCAGUGACACAGUAGUUGAUCAAAAUGAGGAAUCAUUAAGGCAUUUUACAUCAGAUGAUCUAAAGGACUUAUUCCGUUUAGAAGAAAAUACUUUAUCAGAUACUCAUGGUAAAUUUAGAUGCAAACGAUGCAUAAAUAAUAUUCAAAUUACACUGCCUCCAGAGAACUCAGACUGCACCUCAGAUUUAUCAAACUGGUAUCACUGUGCCGAUAAGAAGAACUUAGCUGAUUUAGUCCUGAAGCAAUGCUGGGAUCUUGCUAAGAGUAUAUCAUUCGUUUUCCAUCAUCGCUCGGCUCAAACUGAAGCACAGAUGAUUGCAAAUAAAGAAGACGAUAAAGAGAACAUUCAAGAGCCUAAAAGAAGGAAAAUAGAAAUAGAUGAAGACUAUUCCGAACCAGACGAUAGUGGUGAUGAAGAUUAUGUGUAAUUUUGAUAAUUGAUAAAUUAAGUUAUAUUGUUUAAGUAUAUUUCUAAAAUAGCUGAAAAGAAAAUCGAAUUAUAAUGUACAAAUAAUUAAUCUAUACAAUA
Molecule: messenger RNA, 2524 nt
Organism: Nymphalis io (European peacock)
Lineage: Eukaryota; Metazoa; Arthropoda; Insecta; Lepidoptera; Nymphalidae
Gene: okr
Product: DNA repair and recombination protein RAD54-like
Exons: 1
Coding region: 126-2423 (765 amino acids)
Biological process (GO): reciprocal meiotic recombination; double-strand break repair via synthesis-dependent strand annealing
Cellular component (GO): nucleus
Molecular function (GO): ATP binding; DNA translocase activity; ATP-dependent chromatin remodeler activity
Source: RefSeq, a predicted model, not a curated record